UCGACAACAGGCCUCGUCUCGCUCUCAAAAUACAGUGAAUAAAGAAGAAAACUACUAAAGAUGGCCAGUAUGAAUGUUCAAGCCUGGUUUAUGGGGGAUUCUGAUGCCGAUCAGCGAAGAAAACACCAUUGCAAUCCACCAGAAUACGUGGACGAAGAAUACAUCGGCAAGCAUGGCAUCAAGUUCUGGAAGGUAAAUCCUGAUGACUAUGAGAAUGAUGCAACUUACAACAAGGUCAGGGCUGACCGUGGCUAUAAUUAUGAGGAUGAGAUUACCAUCACCAAAGAGAAGCUUCCUAACUAUGAAGAGAAGGUAAACUGGAUAUAUUAUUUACAUCUUCAUUUGGACGAGGAGAUUCGAUUCUGUCUCGAUGGGAGCGGUUACUUUGACUUCAGGGAUUUCAAGGAGCGUUGGGUCCGCAUGAAGUUCACCAAGGGGCUCUUCUUUGUUCUUCCAGCCGGCAUCUACCAUCGCUUCACCCUGGACACCAACAACUAUGUGAAGGCCAAACGUCUGUUCGUUGGUGAGCCUGUAUGGACGCCCUACAACCGCCCAGCAGACGAGAAACCCCAGAGAGCCACGUUCUUAGAAUCCAUCAAGCACUUGACUGAAGAUUAACUCCAAGGACCUGUUUCACAAAGCCUCUUUUCAACAACAAAUGACAAAACUCAGUGACCAAUCUGUUGAUAACCAAUCAGUAGCAUGGAUUUCAGUAGCUUAUAACAAAAACUGUCAUUUGUCACUGAUGACAAGUUUUGUGAAAUGCCCCCCAGGAGUACUCUCUGGCGGCAAAACGAAAACCAACAUGAUAAUUAUAGCAGGGUAAUUUUAGAUACAUCUACUACUAAUUUUGCAUUUUCAUCAUUGACAAUUGCCUUCAUCAUUGAUCAUUGCAGUAAGGAAUUACUUCUACUUUAGCAGGGUCUUGAGGGUUGUAUUUCAUACUUGUUCUUGAGCUGAUAAUGUCUUUCACUUUCUGAACCUCUCUGGAAAAAUUGGAAGAUACUAUUUAAUUCUGUUCAGAAAGGGGAAAGUGUGAAAGAAACUGUAUUUUAAAUGUAUCUUGAUGUGCCUGAAAAGUGAUGUUGAAAAGUUUCAGGCAGAAAGAUUAUAUCAUUCCUAUUCACUCUGAUUUAUGGCACUUUUGUUUGCUGUUUACAUGUAGAUAGUUUCUCAUUAGCUUGACAAUUCAACAUGGAAUAAUCACCAAGUGGGCAACUGGCAUUCCAGAAUUCACUUGUUCAUUUGCAGAGAGUAUCAAACUUUAAGAUAAUACAAAGGUUCUUUAUUAACAUCUAAUGUUAUGAAACUUAUGAUAAUAACCACAAGAUACAUGUACAACUUGACCAUUAUUUGUUAAAUUGUUUUCCUUCUAAACAUAAAGUGUAUAAUAAUAGUAUAUACUUGUGGUCCUUACAAUUCACCAUUAAAACAAAAUGGGAAUGGCUGUAAAUGUUAACCAUACAAGAUUCCAUUGUUUAUUCUGGAUCUGUGGAAAUGUAAUUCGUUAAAAAGCACUAGGUAUUAGUAUCAAAUUCUUUAUUGUAGUGCACUUAUAUUCAUAUCUGCUAUGAAAUCAUAUUACGCUUUGUAGUUGGUAUUAUAUUAUUGCUCUGAGUAUCGCAUCUGUUGUGUACUCCUCUCAGAUUCAUAUUUUGUUGUAUUUAUGUUUACUCAGAUUCACAUUUACUGGCAGCUGUGUAAAUUGGAUCCAAUCGUUUUGCCAAACAAAUGAGCUUGUCUUUAAUAUUGCAUUAGUUGAAUUUAUUUUGUUGGACCAUUAUUGGACUGUGUAUGAAACUGCUCUGAAUGUUCGAAAAUACUCUGGGAAAGUGAUAUGUUGAAAUUGAAUAGAAUAAUAAUUUACAAAUUUUCUGUAGUUAUAGGGAAUAUAAAGAGUUGGUACAGGUUACUUCAUGAAUUUGUUCUUUGAUGGUGAUGGAUUUAGAUUCAGAUACAUAGUCCUUGAACUAUAUAAAAAUUAAGGUGGGGUGUUGUAUUAUGAAUUUAUAAUCAAUAGUGGUUGGGUAUAUUAUUAUGUUUUUAAUUUAAUGCUGAGGAACAUCAGUAUACAUGUACAUAUAAUGUGAAUAGCUUUACCCGCCACUGCCAAAGUACUCUUCACGUUCGAACCACAUACAUCAACAAUUGUAGCAUAUAAAAAUGAACAUUAGAAGCAAUUUUGUAUCUGAAGUACGGAUUGAUACAAUCUCUUGUAGGACAAUCAACUGGAUAAUAUAUUCAGUCUAGUCUGCAGUUAAUGAUAAUAAUAAUAAUAGGCAUUCCUAUAGCGCCGUUUAUCUAGAAAUUCUAUUCUGAGGCGCAUAUAUUAUUACCUCGGGUUUAGGCUAGCUGCCAUUACAGCGCUCCAGCAUUUCAAGGAGUUGUUGAAGUUGACACUUUUUUAUGCCAGUCUGGUUGUGUCCGGAGCAGGUAAAGUACAGAGCUUAUAAAUGCAGUUAGCCUAGUCUCACAUUGCAGACUCUGUCACACACACCUGACGAGGGGUUGACUGUGCCUGCAAACCAUAUUUAGUCGGUUCCAUGUAUGUGAGGGACAACUUACCCUUGACUUGUUCAUUUUCAAGUACAUGCAACUUGAAAAAUUCACUGGUUUUGAGUUUUAUGCCAGUGAUCAUGAAAAUAAUUGAUUAAAUCAGCCUGGAUUUGGCAUUUUAUUACAGAUUAGCAGAAAA
This is a messenger RNA of Strongylocentrotus purpuratus (purple sea urchin), 2695 nucleotides long. RefSeq names its product 1,2-dihydroxy-3-keto-5-methylthiopentene dioxygenase (gene adi1). The record is from RefSeq and is a predicted model, not a curated record. Gene Ontology annotation, molecular function: acireductone dioxygenase [iron(II)-requiring] activity. NCBI's taxonomy places the organism in Eukaryota, Metazoa, Echinodermata, Echinoidea, Camarodonta, Strongylocentrotidae.